Molecule: messenger RNA, 239 nt
Organism: Alternaria postmessia
Lineage: Eukaryota; Fungi; Ascomycota; Dothideomycetes; Pleosporales; Pleosporaceae
Exons: 3
Source: RefSeq, a predicted model, not a curated record
AUGUACCCGAGGACCACCAAAGCCAUCAAUACCCACUUUGAGAUUGUAUCGGCGGGAGGCUACUACGCCCAGCCCGAGAAAGGUGAUUGUGAAUAUCACAUCAUCUGCGCAAACUCUGGUUUGUACUUGUGCAUGAACUAUUCGGGUGGUGACUUCGGCAAGAUCACCGCCGAGGUUCGCCCUCCUCUUGACAACGACGUGCGCUGGAAGAUUGCACACACUGGAAACGGUACCUACAC